Messenger RNA from Mucor velutinosus, 2595 nucleotides. RefSeq lists its product as uncharacterized. Gene Ontology annotation, molecular function: nucleic acid binding; 3'-5' exonuclease activity. The record is from RefSeq and is a predicted model, not a curated record. Lineage: Eukaryota; Fungi; Mucoromycota; Mucoromycetes; Mucorales; Mucoraceae. The coding region runs from base 1 to 2595 and encodes 864 amino acids. The transcript has 3 exons. Gene Ontology annotation, biological process: nucleobase-containing compound metabolic process.
AUGAACGAGGAACUCAAGCUAAAGAUGGACAAACAUGCCAUGCUUCUUGACGGCAAGGUGCUUAAGUGCGAUCACUCUUUCAAAUUCCCGAAACAUAUCGCUAAAAUUGAGGAUGCUGGUGUAUUCACUGCCUUGUUCACCGUGACGAAUGAGUAUGAGGAGAUCGUACAUCAGGUUCUGGUCCCCUCAAAGUCCCUUAUCUAUCUGAAACAUUCAUUGCAAAAGAUGAAAGAAGCAUACGAACUUUAUGGACAUGAGAUGCCGGUAGCUUUCUUCACUGAUAAUGUGCAAAGCGAUAAACGAUUCUUGGAGAGCAUCUUCGACUCUUUGAAGGUUAUUCAAGAGGUCCCACGUCAGCAAGAGACUGCAAACAGCAACGCAAACCGGUUAUUCCUCAGGCUGCCAAAUGAUGUUGAGGUAGACUAUCUCAAUCGUGAUGUAGGGUUGAUUAUUAGGAAGAUGAAGGAUCUGAAUGACAAGUUGACAGUCGAGAGAAACGCUGGCAAGCCCUCGGUUAUUGGACUUGACACAGAGUGGAAUGUGAAUGACGAUCCGCAUUACGAUCAAGUUGAUGUCAUUCAGAUUGCUCAUGGCAAUACAGUGGACGUCCUGCAUAUUGAUAGAUCCUGGCUCGCACUUCCCAAGGAGCUUGUAAAUGCUGAUAUCACGAAAGUUGGAAGAAGCAUUGGUGUUGAUUUCUCUCGUCUCAAUAAUCGGUUCGGAAUUGAAUGCAAAACGAAGUUGGAGCUAGGAUCAUUCUGUUCUGCACGGCAGCUAAUCUCAACAGGUACAAUGUCAUUGUCAGACAUUUCGCUAUGUAUACUUGGUGCCCCUCUUGAUAAAGGCCCUCAAAGAAGCGCAUGGAAUAUGGCUGACCUCUCGCCAGAUCUUCUAAAUUAUGCUGCAAUUGAUGCUUGGGCUAGUUUGGCCAUCUACAGUGUUGCUGUGAAUCAUCUGCCUGUCGGUAGUCGUGUGCUUCCUACCUAUCCAGUUGGUUCCUUUGUAGAUGUGAUGCCUCCACGAAACAGUCAAGCUGUUGCCUACGGCGAAAUCGUAGUUAAUGGUAGCACAGCAACUGUAAGAAUUACAAAAGUAUAUGUUCCUGGAUAUCUGGCAAAUGGUAUUGCUUUGCAAACAUAUGGUGAACUGCCAUUUGAACUGAGAGUUCCUGCAGCUCAUCUCAUCACAGCUGCUUCACCAUCUGAAGCCUCGAGUAUUUCCUCUGCUAAUCCUACCGCCACUAGCGAUCCUGUAAUAGCUACGCCAGUAAGCAAUCCCAAUGCUAUCAUGAAGUCAGAAAUUCAGUCAAAGAUGCAAGAGGUUUUUGGUGAUGCUAUAGACAGGGUUGACAAGGCUGGCUUUACCAGUGGCUAUCGACAGUUUGCUUGGUAUAAUGCUGAUGAUCCCAAAAUUGCUUUUACUCGCGUCGUCAAAGACAUUUUUUAUUCGAUGGAUAUGAUCAAGCCUUAUAAGAGACACACCUUGUAUAAGCAGUUCACUAGAAAAUUUAGUGAAAGCUUAUUUACGAUUGAUGAGACUGACAAAGAAAAGGUCAUCGCGGCAUUUGCACAGAAAAGACUUAAGAAUCCAAGUUUUUCACACGCCUGGGAUUCGAAGAUGAAAUACGAUCGUGCGUGGUUGUGGAGAAGAGUACGAAGAAAGGUGUCUGCUCCUGAAGUGUUGCUUCCUCUUUUAAAACUCUUGUUUCUUUCUUACGGCCCUCUGAAAUGCAUCCGUGGAACAAACUGUUUAGAAGGCGGAGUCCACCAGAACUUGAUUCGCAAGUUUGGGUCGUUUGGUGCUGGUCCAGAGCUGGCUAAUGCGAUGUUUACUGAAUACAGGCUGAGACAUAAUCUCGACGUGGGUUCAAAGAACAGGCAUUCAGUCAUUUACAAAAGCCAUUAUGAUCCCUGGCUAGUUCAGCAUAUUGAUCUCUUGCGUCAAAAAAUGGGAUUCAGUGCUGGCACAAGAAACAUCGCUUUGUCUGUGAAUGCUUUGGAAUAUUGCGGUUCUGGUGAGCUCUUUGGUAUAUGCCCUUUACCAAAUGAAGAGAUGGUCAAAAUUGGUAUCUUGCCCUCUGAGAUCACGGAGGAGAGCUUGCCUCUUGUAGACAAAACAAUUCCACAGCUCCAAGACACUGUCAUCAUGAAAGUUGGGUCAACUUUGCGCUCACAUCUUGGCCGUUACAAGUUUGUUGCAAACAAUCAAUGUACAAAGUUUGCCGUGCUCGCUGUCGAUGCGAUGAAGGAGAAAUCCGAAUUCUGGGUCAUUUAUGAAACUCACUACAAGAAUAGCAACAAUAGAAGGAUAAAUUUUGUUGAUUUUUCCAGCAAGUUCAAUGAAAAGGCCAACGAUCAUCUCGAGAAGUAUUAUAAAGAUUUCGAAUUAAAAGACGGAGUAUCCAAAACAGAGGAGAUUCAUCAACUAGCUUUGAAACUUAUUGAGCAUCAAGUCGUCUCCACUAAUCAGCCUUCUCAACUACUGCCUGCAGCAUCACCAAGGAUACCAUCCAUCAACAAUGUUUUUGCUGUCGUUUCUGCUGCCACAAUUGAUGCACAAAUACCGUCGCCAUCUGUUUCAUCGCAACUGCUUUAA